Messenger RNA from Petromyzon marinus (sea lamprey), 1240 nucleotides. The record is from RefSeq and is a predicted model, not a curated record. NCBI's taxonomy places the organism in Eukaryota, Metazoa, Chordata, Hyperoartia, Petromyzontiformes, Petromyzontidae.
CACGCGGCGAGCGACGCGACGUCGCGCGAACGGUGGCGGGUGACGUAAUUUCCUCGCGUCGUUCGACAUGACGUCACCUCCUGCGUGAUGUCACCGCGAGAAGCGGAGCGAAGAGGAGGUGGUGAGGAGAGGAGAGAAGAGAAGAGGAGGUGGAGACAAAAUGAUCGCCGAGGGCUCCGCCAAGAUCCUGUGCCCGGUGUGCAACUGGGUGCUGGUGAGCCUGCCGGCGCUGGAGGACCACAUGAAGCAGCACGGCAAGUCGGCCGUGUACCGGUGCGACGAGUGCCCCUACACGGCCGACAAGCCGGGCGUCCUCGUCAACCACCGGCGGACGCACACGGGCGAGAAGCCCCACCGCUGCGCCGUGUGCGCCAAGGCGUUCCGCGUGCUCGGCAACCUGCGUAGCCACGAGCGCAUCCACACGGGCGAGAAGCCCUACAAGUGCACCGUGUGCUGGAAGGAGUUCCGCGAGGCGGGCAUGCUGCGCACGCACCAGCGGACGCACACGGGCGAGAAGCCGUACCGCUGCGCCGUGUGCGGCCGGGCGUUCGCCCACACGGGGACGCUGAGCCGGCACAACAACACGCACGCGCCGCGGGCGCCGCGGGCGCCGCCGAAGACGACAACGACGACGACGACGAUGACGCCGCAGCGCGAAUGCGGCGGCGAAGACGACGCCGAAGACGCCGCGGCCGCCGAAGAAGACUCGGAUGACGUCGUCGUAGGAUGAGCGGCAACCGACCGGAGGUGGCGGGGGGGGGGGGGGGGGGGGGGGGCGCUUGCGAGGGCGCGGAAUCGAGGGAUCGCCCUCGCACACCCGGCUCGGCACGCGGAGAAAAACAGAUUCCCCGUCCCCCCCACCGUUGGCGCGGCCGGUGCGGCUACGUACGGUGCGAAAGAAGUCCCCACGUACUUGCAUCUCGGCCGCCUGGUGCUCCGGGGGGCAGUGCCGAGCCAGGCUCGGGAGGCGAGGGCGUUGGAACUUUUCCCCCAAGCGUAGGGAGAGAGAGAGAGAGAGCCGCGCCGACCGGCGUGGCGGAGUAGCCCACGGAACCGUGCCGGCGUCGCUGGCGAUUACGUCGUUCUCCACCCUCCCCCCCCCACGAAUCAGAUGAUGGCGGCAGCGACGUUAUCACGGUUUGGUUCUGGCUCGGGUCGGCAAAUAAACCAGCGGGGUAAAAAAAAUAAACCCCUCAACCGUGCCGGCCCCGUGCUGGCUCGGUUCGGAUGUCGCCAGUGG